This is a messenger RNA of Durusdinium trenchii, 1179 nucleotides long. Lineage: Eukaryota; Dinophyceae; Suessiales; Symbiodiniaceae. The record is from the annotation of a GenBank genome assembly.
AUGGAUGUUGAGGUCAGAAUAGAGCUUCUGGCCAAUGGUGCCACAACUCUGAUCAUGCGCGGGUUGAACCGGCAGAUCACGAACACUUCUAUCUUGACCUUGUUGGACGAGUUUCCACCGCACGAAGGGCGCCGUGUGUACGACUUCGUGUAUGUCCCAUGGGCCACGAAUGCCAGCUCCAACAUUGGCCUAGCGUUUGUAAACUUCGAGGAGCACCAACAUUGCAGAAUCUUUUUGGACUCUUUGCAUUUGCCAGCUAAUCAGAAAAAGCUUCUCGCGUGUGGAGUCCGCUCAGUUGGACAAGCACUGAUUCAAGGACGAGGUGCAAACUUACGUGCCAUCAUUGCAAAACGCGGUCAAGCCGGACUUGAUGAUGAAGACGCUCCGUUGGUCUUUCACAACGGCCAGCCUGUACCUCUACAAGUUGUUGUUGACCAAGAAGCUCUGCCUCAGCAAGUCUUAGCACGUUUUGAAAGUCACUCUCAGGCAGCGGAGCCAAACCCCGAGACCAGGAGUUGCCAUCUGGUUCAUGGAAUGCAUUUCCAGCAGGAGCCUGGACGCCAACAGCCUUGCAGCGGGAGCACGUCACUUGGUGCCUAUGUCACCAACACUGGUUGCACCAGCAGUGGUCACACCAAUACUGGCUGCGUACCUCAGGGCAUUGGCGCUUGCUGUUCACAUGCAGGAGUUAGUGGAGAGGGCCAAUGCAGCCCUUGUCGAACCUUUUCGACCUUUGUCGAACCUGGUGGUUGCACUGCGCACGCUGCGCACGCCGCGCACGCUGCGCACACACAUGCACCAGGGUCUUGGAUAGUCCCGUCGCUUCCACAGUGCGGCCAAUGCGCUCGGACAGCGGCUUCUUUGAAUCCGGCAACGGCCGUUUCUGGGCGAUCUCCGAUGACUCCGCCCUGUGGCAAUUUUCAGAGUGCAGCCACGAGCUCUGCGGUUCUGCAGUAUUCGGGUCCAGGCUUGCAAGCAGAGAAUCGGUAUUUUGAGCCAAGCUCAUAUCACACCAUGCAGCCGAUGUCCACUUGUGGACAAAAUAUAAAAGGCGCCGGGCAAGGCACUGCAAUGCCACCCAGAGUGGCACAAGCUUAUUUUGGGAAAGGCUGGUUGACACCGAGCGCUGGGUUCGCAGUGAGAGGGCGCUGUCCUGCGGUGCUACAAAGAUUCAUUUAA